Acaromyces ingoldii is the source of this 762-nucleotide messenger RNA. RefSeq lists its product as hypothetical. Lineage: Eukaryota; Fungi; Basidiomycota; Exobasidiomycetes; Exobasidiales; Cryptobasidiaceae. The record is from RefSeq and is a predicted model, not a curated record. The transcript is spliced from 3 exons. The coding region runs from base 1 to 762 and encodes 253 amino acids.
AUGCAGAUGAGCAUCAGCGGCACGUACGACGUGCUCCUCGUCCCGCUCGCGCUGCCACGCGACGAGGUGCUGGACCUGCUCCGUGCCGCGCCCAUUACUGGCCUGCAGCUGCAGACGCCGCCAUCGUCCAGUCAUGGAGACAGCGGCGCCGACACGCACCCGGUCCUGCUCCAGCUCGGCUAUCAGCUUGGAACGGGCCCCGGUCCGGGCUGGCUGCCCAAGCCAAGCUUCAGCGAGGCCAAGCUCGAGGUGCCCUUUGUCUCACACCCAGCCUCGCCGCCGUCGUCUUCCUCUGGGCCCUUUUCGUACAAGCACACCAUCCUCAUGUCGAACCGGCUUCUUGCGCUGGCGAGCCAGCACACGGCGGGCCUCAAGACGCACCACGCCGACUUUGCGCCGGCCAGCUCGCCCGCGAUCUUCCCCCGGGAUGCCCCCACAAUUGCGUACCGUGCCGGUGGCUACAUCGAUGCCCAAGCGACGCGGCGGCAGGAAGAGGACAGCAAAAGCAAGGAUUUGGGAUGGCCUGCGACGAGGGAGAUGGUCGAGAUGCAGUGGUUCGGCCAGGGCACCGGCGACGUAGUGACCCGGUUUGAAUUUGACUUCGACAAGGCAGACAUCGCACCCCAGCCGUACCUCGUCGACGUCGAGCUGGACCUGGGCCUGUUCAAGGGUCAAGCUAGUGGCACUACGAUCAAGCUGCCGUCCCAGCCCGGAUGGCGGGUCAAGGCCAAGCUGAGAUCGAGUGCAACCAAAGUGAGCUGA